Molecule: messenger RNA, 2167 nt
Organism: Thamnophis elegans (Western terrestrial garter snake)
Lineage: Eukaryota; Metazoa; Chordata; Lepidosauria; Squamata; Natricidae
Gene: RPP21
Product: ribonuclease P/MRP subunit p21
Exons: 7
Coding region: 339-863 (174 amino acids)
Biological process (GO): tRNA processing
Cellular component (GO): nucleolar ribonuclease P complex
Source: RefSeq, a predicted model, not a curated record
UCGGAGCCCGAAUGCUACCUCCCUGUUGUAGUUCAAUUCAAUGGAAUGAAAAAAGGCACUACACUUCCCAGAAGCCUUUGUGCCACGAAACCGGGGGAGGAGAAUGCACUGCGGUAGCUUCGCUUGCUAAGAGCAACGGACUCAGAGAGGCUCUUUGCGCGGGGAUUAGAAACCGAUUGUAUGGUACUUUAAUCAGUUGGACCAGUGCAAUCGCAGCGCUUGAGCUUCAGCCGAGAAAGGUCUCUUCCUUUUUCCGCGAUCAAGAGUUCAUCCUCCGUCUACUAAAAGAGUGCACUUGAGCAAGAAGAAGAAGAAAGCUAGUCUCCAGAUCUCACAGCAUGAUAAAGGACAAAGAAGCCUUUCAGAGACUGAAUUUCCUCUAUCAGGCAGCCCAUUGUGUGCUCGCCCAAAACCCAAAUAACCAAGAAUUGGCACGUUUCUACUGUCACACCCAAAACAACAUCAGCCGGCGGCUCGUCUUGAGACAGGACCCUUCCGUGAAAAGGACCAUCUGCAAAUCCUGCUUCUCUCUUCUCGUGCCAGGAGUCAGCUCAACUGUUCGGCAAAGAAAACGCCGCCAUCAACGUUGGACUGUCGUGCAGUGCCUGAACUGUGGCCUAAGCAAGCGUUUCCUCAGUAAGCCUGACUACAAGUUGUGGUCGGAGCAGCCUGAGGCGUUGCUGGAGAACCAGACACCAGCCGCUGCAGGCACCAAAGGCCAGACCCCCAAUCCAGCACAAGGGCCACACAAGGCCUCCCAAAUGGGAAAGGCAACAGUCCCAACUUCCAGUCCGUGCAGCCAUCUUGCCUCUGAGGAGAUCACAGCGGGCACCCAAUCAAUAGGAGCAAAGAAUGGGAAGUGACAUCUGCCUUGGGAUUAUUCCAUUUCCAGAUAGACCAGGCGGCUAUAGCCCAGAAGUGAAUCCCCUGCCUUGGAUGGAAGAAGCCAGCAAGAUGACGUUCAGUACAGAGGAAGUCAAAAAUAUACUUUCCAAAAGUUCAACUUGCUACUUGAAGAACUUCAAUGAGUUGGUGAUCUUAAUCUCAGGAUAAAGUUGGCAUCCUUGCUGUUCAAAUCCCUUGGGUGUUUUAUUUAUAUUUUAGUUCUUAGUUUUAACAUGGCUGUUUUUGACAUGUUAAUUGUUUCAUAUAUUUUUUUUGCUGUACAAUGCUGAAGUAGCUUCUGGUGAGAUGAGCAGCCACACAUAAUUUAAUAAAUAAAUAUACAGUCUGUACAACUAGAGAGCAGAAGAGCAGCCUGCCCCAAGAAACUCUUGAAAGUUUCUUCAGUGUAUCUUAUUUGUGUUUCAUUUGUUUGUUAAAUGUAUUUGUUGCCUAUUUCACUGUGGGGCUAUUCCACCAUCGCUGGCUAAGAAUGUGCCCCCUUUUCCACCUCUGUGACCAGAGGAAUGCCUCUUUUCCAAUACUGCUGGUUGCAACUUCGGUUUCUGCCACUCUUUAGCUAGGUGUAUGUCGGAUCUGAAGCACCGCUGAUGUUCCGGUCAGAAGAACUUAGGGAAAAGGCAACAAUGGAAAGAAAGUUUCAGUCUCAUAUCACUUUUGCGUACCAGAUAAAUACAGGAAACUGGAAAUAAGUUUGUUUUUAAAACACAUGUAUAGUACUUGCAUUGUGCUUUCUAACAAGUUGGCUGGAUUCGCUUGGGGGAAGUGCUAAAGCUAAAAGUGUAUAUACUUUGGUUUUAAAACUAUGAGACUGUCAACCCUUCAAGGUCAGGAAACAACAAGUAUUGGAAUUUCUACUUUUGUUGUUAGGUAUAAUAGCAUUUGAAUGCCUGCCAGUUUCCCUUUGCAGCCUCUUUUGCCAUACAGAACCAAUGUGGGUUUACUCUGAGUUUCUUCUAUUUAUCUCCCAAGGCUGAGGUGUUGCAUACAUUUAUCUGCUAAAGCUUUUUGUACUAUAUUCCUUUGUCAAUGUUAUGUCUGCCAUAGAAACUUGGAACAAUGUUAUUGACUUGAAGUGGAUAGAUAUGGAUAUCCAGGGAGACUUAUUUCUUUGGACAGGAAGCCAAUAAAUGAAAUGCGAUCGGCCAGGGUGUUGGGAGAAGUCAAAUCUGAAUUUUGAAGUUUCUCAAUUCCAUCUUGGUUCUGUUCUCCUUUAUUUACAGCACAGCAUAUAACCAUCAUCAGUAUCGUCGUCUUCUUUCUU